This is a messenger RNA of Dicrocoelium dendriticum, 954 nucleotides long. The record is from the annotation of a GenBank genome assembly. Lineage: Eukaryota; Metazoa; Platyhelminthes; Trematoda; Plagiorchiida; Dicrocoeliidae.
AUGGACAUGGUACUGCAUGCUAUACAUGGGCACUACCCAUCAGCCAGUUCUGCGUAUCUGCCGAGCGAUGAUCAGAGCUGCCACGAAUGCGACUUCACCUACAACAAGUACCAAACAAUGCUAUCGGAGUACGGCCUGUCGCAGACCGCCUCUUGCCGAACACACGCGGGCCGAGGCGCAAAUGACAAACGGCUUUGUAAACUGAGGUCGCAGAAGAUCCAAGCGAAUCUGGAACAGAUACAAACGCAGCUUAACACAGCACAACUCUCAUUGACAAACAGUAAGCUCGCAUUGAAGACACAAGAGACAGAAUGGAGAGAACUGUUGGUGGAGUGCAAUUUGAACAGACAUCAGGUCAAACGCAUGGAAGGGCGCUUGAGCCUGUUGAGGAACAAGGUGCUCGGUGAGGAAACAAAACAACUGCAACUCGAUGCAUUGGAGCGAGAGGCGGGUGUCGAAUUGUGUGCGCGUAAAAAUCAGAUAACGCUAGAACUACGUCAGAUUGAAUCACGACUGGCAGAUACACGAGCUGAACUGACUGCACGAAAACGUCGUUUGGAACAAGUAAAAUCAAGGUACAACGUGACAAUGAACGGCAUUGCUUCCAGGGACGAAGAUGCAAUGACAGCUAGGAUGCGUUACCUCAUGGAGGCCUUACAAGAACGACAGGAUUUGAAGCACAAAGGGGACGAAUUAGAUGUGCAGGUCAGACUCGCUGAAGAGGAACUACGAGCCCUGGAGAACACUGUGGUGGUGAUGACCUCCUUAAACGAGGUCGCCCGGAGCCAAUUGUUUUCACAAGAGGACGAGGAUCCACACAAGAUAGAGAAAACGGAAUUAGAAGAGAAAAUACAGGAAGCACAGACACUAUUGUCUGCGCGGCGUGAAUAUCGUCGCAAACUCCGCGGAAAUAUCAUCGUAAGCCUAUCAUCAAUUACAAAAUCUAUCACUUGA